Messenger RNA from Penicillium odoratum, 837 nucleotides. RefSeq lists its product as uncharacterized. Lineage: Eukaryota; Fungi; Ascomycota; Eurotiomycetes; Eurotiales; Aspergillaceae. The transcript is spliced from 2 exons. Bases 1 to 837 code for a protein of 278 amino acids. The record is from RefSeq and is a predicted model, not a curated record.
AUGGCGACGACUAAUCUGGACGAUGGCCUUGGAGAUAAAUUCAAUAGAUUUUUUGAGAAGACUACUGUGACUCGCUCAGCAUGCGAUGCCUAUGCAGAGAAGCUUGGAGGCAAAGCCAUACCGGUAAAUGUGCAAGGCGUUUGCAGUUACACCGUCUAUGCAGGACCCAGUGCCGAAUAUGUGGCUCAAUUUCGUUUCAAGUCUCUUCGGCUGAAUAUGAAGACUGCGAGCCUCGCCCAAGCUAUAUAUGGUGAACUUGCGCCGCAGGUAACCUUCAUGGGAGAAAUUGGGGAUAUAGGGAACGAGAGCGAAUCCCUCUGCAUCCAUCUCAUGAACCGGAUCAAAGGCAUCAGUUACUUCGAUUUCAUUAUAAACCACAUCGUGGACGAUGAAACACCUGCAUCUUGCUGGCGAAAAACCCUUACUUCUGACGUUUCGAGGUAUGGUUACAACUUACGACUGGAGGUUAUAUUUUUCGCUAUGUUCUGGAAGGCACCUCAGGAACUCAACAAGGCCUACCGUGAUAGCUUGUACCAUCCAUAUAUGAAAGAUCUAGGCUUGCUGCUUAUUUCGCUUCCACCAAGUUUUUACCCUAUCACACAAAAAUCUCUGAUUUCAUUGCGGACCAUUUUCUCCCUUCCAAUGGUACUGCUGCAUCGAGACUUCAGUGUCUUCAAUAUCAUGGUAAAUGAAAAAUCUUGCAAUCUAGUCGGAUUGAUAGAUUGGGGGAAGACAGAGAUUGCGCCUUUUGGUCUUAAUCUACACUUUUAUCAACGUUUCCUGAAUAAUGUCGACCGCAGGGAGGGCUGGUCCAGAUACGACGACUACCUUCCUUGA